UCCAGGCAGAAGUGCUGCAGCUUCGUAGACUUCACUUUGUUCUUGCUGGAACAAAAACAGCAAUGUUUGUUUCUGCGCUCAGCUUCAUUUUGCUCUUAGGAGCUUCUCGUGCUUCUGACACCGUGGUUCCUGCCCAGCUCGGCCCACCGUCGCUCAGGUUCCGUUCCUCGGUCCGCUCGGUGUGCAAACCCAUCCCGAGCACUCUGUCCCUGUGCCACGGGAUCGGCUACAGGCACAUGCGGGUCCCCAACUUGCUCGGCCACGACACGCUGAAGGAGGCCCAGCAGCAGUCGGCGGCAUGGCUGCCCCUCAUCUCCAAGCUGUGCCACCGGGACACCAAGAAGUUCCUGUGCUCGCUGUUCGCUCCGGUGUGUCUUCCGGAGCUCAGCGGGCCGGUCAGCCCCUGCGGGAGCCUGUGUGAGGCCGUGCGGGACGGCUGCGUGCCCGUGAUGAGCGCGUUCGGAUUCCCCUGGCCGGAGAUGUUCAACUGCACCCGCUUCCCGCGCGGGACCGAACUCUGUAUCCCGGCAACCGGAGAGCACGAGGUGCGGACGGCGGAGGAGGUCAGGCGCGAGGAGGCGUUGAAAGGAAGUGUUAUCUGUGAUGCUUGCAGUCUGGCUGCUGAAGGAGAGACUGACAUCCAGGAAAACUUCUGCCACAGUUCAUAUGCAUUUAAAAUGCGCCUGGGCAGUGUGUCAACGGUGGGAGGGGACCGUCAGCUGGUGCCUACGGCCCGCAGCCGCAUCCUGAGGUGGGCAGGGGGAGGUGCAGAGAGGGCAGAAGGGGUCGGAGGCGCAAUGGCCCACAGUGCUUUGUGGCUGCAUGAGGGAGGCACCUGUACUUGUCCUGGCUUAGACUCUGCAGAGACAAAUGAAGACAAGGGAUUAGAGGAUGAACCGAUGGAUAAGAAACAAGAAAAGGACAGGGGAAAGGAGGGGAAUGGGGCCCGGGGUGGAUGGUACCUGGCCCUGGCUCAGGCUGAAGAGGGAAGACUGGUGCUGACUCGACUCGUGAGGUGGACCAGGGGUGACAAAGAGCUGAAGAAGUUCAUCAGAGUCCUGCUUAAACAGUCUUGUCCAGAUCUGUAGACAGGGAGUUAUCAGGCAUUGUGGUCCUGCCCCAUGGACAAUGCUUUGUGGCCAAUGCAGUGUGUAACUGCAACUUCACAGAGUUACCAAAAAUGAGUAAGGAAUAGAUGUUCAGCUAAAAAUUGGUUCCCAAAUAACACUGAAUAAAUCACUCGAGUGCAGAUUCUUAGAUACUAUGUAAAUGAACCAGUACCUAAAGAUUAGUUCAUGUGUAAAUCUGCAUACUGGCCACUUUCUUGAUAAUUUGUUCCUGAUUAACUCUGAAUAACCAAUCAAGUCUUCCUUACUAAGUACACAUUAUUUUAUGUACCAUAUUAUUAGUCCAUGAAUAACAAAAGAUAGAGCUACAAAUUAGCCAAUAAUUCUGGAAAUCUCACACAAACAGUGAUGGUGAUCUUUAUUCUAAAAGUUACUGCACAUACAAAGGUUGAUAUAACUCCAACUAGGGCAAUAUUUGUGUGUGUUUUUUGUACUUUUGUGUACAUUUGUGUAUAUAGAGGAGACAAAAUGUAACCCUUUAUUCAAUGUCAAGGUGUUGAGUAGUUUUAGUCGUGGUUUCAGGGGUGAUCUCAUCACAUAUUUGGGAUGAAGCAGUGUAACUGUUGUUAUUUCUGUAAUGAUAAAAUAUUUUCUUUCAUAUACAUUAAGCAUGCACCAUAAAUAUAAUAGACCAAGAACAUUAUACACAUGUUAGGAUGCUAUAAUCUCAUAUUACAUCAAGCCACAUCUGCAGAGAAGCACUGAAACAAAAGAAAGGGACUGCACAUAGAACAUUUAUGUCCUAUUGUUGCAUUUUAUGACAUUUAUUUGUACAACAACAACACGAUUCUAC
Messenger RNA from Chelmon rostratus (copperband butterflyfish), 1920 nucleotides. It is a transcript of the gene sfrp2l, whose product is annotated as secreted frizzled-related protein 2 like. Lineage: Eukaryota; Metazoa; Chordata; Actinopteri; Chaetodontiformes; Chaetodontidae. The record is from RefSeq and is a predicted model, not a curated record. The coding region runs from base 63 to 1088 and encodes 341 amino acids. Gene Ontology annotation, biological process: non-canonical Wnt signaling pathway; canonical Wnt signaling pathway; negative regulation of canonical Wnt signaling pathway. Gene Ontology annotation, molecular function: Wnt-protein binding. The transcript is spliced from 3 exons.